CUUGUGUUCACGACAACGAUGCAGCGCCAGUGGCUCCACUGGAAGAAUCGCGUCCUGUAUGCUGUCAACAAGCUCCAGUACGACGCACAGAAGAAGGCGGAGUUGAUCUGGUAUGGGUCGAAGAACGUCGGGAGCGCACAUGCCAAUGUGUCGGUGCCAUUUAUGGUCACAAGGCAGAUGAGAGUGCAGCUUGCCGAGAUUGGAUUCCCGUCGCAUGUCGUAGCGGCGCUUACUCCAGCGGACGCGCACGCGAUUCUGCAAAGUAACACUUCGUAUGACAUUUAUUUCACGCAAGCCAAAGCGCGUGCAACCACGUCAAAGAGCACUGGAUCAAGCGCGAUGGAGAGCUCGGUGUCGACGGAUGCAUCCACCACCAACCAGCACUCUUAUGCAUUGACGUUUGUCCCAAACACAGAGGACAAAGACGGUAAGGAGUGCGCAGAACGUUGUACAACGGCUGCGGCGCUCGUUAUCGUGCCUGAAAAGGCACCGUCAUCAUCAGCAUAACCUGCACUAGAAUCAACCUCAUUCGUUUUGUAAUAUCGUUGACCUUGGAUC
Molecule: messenger RNA, 558 nt
Organism: Aphanomyces invadans
Lineage: Eukaryota; Oomycota; Saprolegniomycetes; Saprolegniales; Verrucalvaceae
Exons: 1
Coding region: 19-507 (162 amino acids)
Source: RefSeq, a predicted model, not a curated record